AUGGAAUACACUAUUAUAGUAGCUGAAACUGCGGAUUCUCCAGCAACAUUACAAUAUCUCGCUCCGUAUACGGGAGCAGCUUUGGCUGAAUUUUUCAUGUACCGCGAAUGCCACACUUUAAUUAUUUAUGACGAUCCCUCCAAACAAGCCCAGGCUUAUCGCCAAAUGUCUCUUCUAUUAAGACGACCGCCAGGUCACGAAGCUUAUCCGGGAGAUGUUUUUUAUUUGCAUUCACGUCUUUUGGAAAGAGCCGCUAAAUCAAGUUCUCAGUUAGGUGAAGGAAGUAUGACUGCUUUGCCAAUAGUUGAGACUCAAUCGGGAGAUGUUUCAGCUUAUAUUCCUACUAUGAAUCAUAGAACUAUAAUGAAAUACACGAUCAACCACCAGUUAUCAAAUUUGAAAAAGAGUCAGAAGAAAUGGUUCGAUCCUCUUAUUUUGAUUUCUCGAACCGAGAGAUCCAUGAAUCGGGAUCUUAAUGCAUGUAGAUACAGAUGGUCCAAUGGGAGCAAGAAUUUCCAAGAACAUUUAAAACUUCUCAGUUCUGAGCAGAAUAGCCGUUUUCAAGUAGUGUUCGAUCGAUUACGUAUUAAUCAAUAUUCGAUUGAUUGGUCUGAGGUUGAGGUUAUCGACAAAAAAGAUUUGUCUAAAUAUAUCAUGGCGAAUUCUUCAGAUUCCAUUGUGGAAGACACAAUGGAAUCUGAUAAGUGA
Molecule: messenger RNA, 708 nt
Organism: Arachis stenosperma
Lineage: Eukaryota; Viridiplantae; Streptophyta; Magnoliopsida; Fabales; Fabaceae
Exons: 2
Coding region: 1-708 (235 amino acids)
Biological process (GO): proton motive force-driven ATP synthesis
Molecular function (GO): ATP binding; proton-transporting ATP synthase activity, rotational mechanism; ADP binding
Source: RefSeq, a predicted model, not a curated record